Aricia agestis (brown argus) is the source of this 636-nucleotide messenger RNA. RefSeq lists its product as uncharacterized. Lineage: Eukaryota; Metazoa; Arthropoda; Insecta; Lepidoptera; Lycaenidae. The record is from RefSeq and is a predicted model, not a curated record. Bases 1 to 636 code for a protein of 211 amino acids. The transcript is spliced from 3 exons. Gene Ontology annotation, cellular component: extracellular matrix.
AUGGUUUUAAAAGCCUACCCAAAAUACGAGUACCAGUACGCGGUGUCAGACAAGAAGACCGGGGACCACAAGUACCAUCACGAGGCCAGGGACGGUCACCGGGUGAAGGGUGGGUACGGCCUGGUGGAACCUGACGGCUCCGUGAGGAAGGUGGAGUAUGACGCUGAUGAUCACAAUGGUUUCCGUGCCGUUGUCAGCAAGAGCACGCACAUGCAUGGUGACAACGCCUAUUCAAUGAUGGGACAUGCCCGACAUUUUUCACAAUUCGGCAGUGGUGUGAAAAUCAAUCAUUAUUUCCCCAAGAAAGUCACCGAAACGAAUCAAGAGGCGACCACUACCGAAAAAGCUCCAGCAACUGAAGCAAUGACUGUUGUAAUGGUUAAAGAAAACAUGGAAGAUGAAACAAAUGAUAAGAAACCUGACAUGAAACCAACAGAAUCAGUGGAAGAAAGUCAAAAUAGAGAUAUGGAAAAGGAUGCAAUUAGUGAACCAGUAGUGGUAAUGCCAAUAGUCCAAGAUCUAAAGGAUGAAGCACCAGCGAUGCAAACCGCAGAACCCAUGACCGAAGCAGCUCCUACCGAUGCUGAGGGGGCAUCUUCAUUUUAUCAUUCAAGAAUGUAUUUCUUAUCUUACUAA